Messenger RNA from Prunus persica (peach), 2247 nucleotides. Its product is annotated as cytoplasmic tRNA 2-thiolation protein 2. The transcript has 7 exons. Gene Ontology annotation, biological process: tRNA wobble position uridine thiolation. Gene Ontology annotation, cellular component: cytosol. The coding region runs from base 105 to 1496 and encodes 463 amino acids. The record is from RefSeq and is a predicted model, not a curated record. NCBI's taxonomy places the organism in Eukaryota, Viridiplantae, Streptophyta, Magnoliopsida, Rosales, Rosaceae. Gene Ontology annotation, molecular function: sulfurtransferase activity; tRNA binding.
CCCGUUAUCUUUGUCUUUUGUGUCUCCCAAGUUAAAAAAUUCUUAGAACAAAAACCCUACUAAGUUCUCGAGCUCAGCUGAGGGAGAGAGAGGGAGAAAUAAGCAUGGCGUGCAGUGCUUCAGCUUGCCAGUCAAAUUGCUACAAAACCCAGCAGGAAGAAGAAGCUGUUAAAGCCAACAACAAUACCAAUUCAUUUGCUGCUAAUAUUAGCAGCAGCAACAACAACAGCAACAGUGGUUUGUGUCUGAAGUGCAAGGCCAACCAACCUAUCUCUUCCAAUAGCGACGGUGGUGACGAUGCACGCUUUUGCAUCGAUUGCUUCCGCGGCAAUCUCUUCGGGAAGUUCAGGUUCGCUGUGACCUCCAACGCCAUGAUUGCUCCUACCGAUAAUGUCCUCGUUGCCUUCUCUGGUGGCCCUUCUUCCAGGGUUGCCUUGCAGUUUGUACAUGAGAUGCAUAGUAAAGCGCAGAAGAAUUUCGAUGCAUGUAGGGAUAGAUCGUUGCCAGUUUUCGGUGUUGGAGUUGCAUUUGUUGAUGAAAGUUCUGUUUACUCUGCCCCCUCUAAUGAAACCGACAAAGUAAUUGGAGACGUUAGAUUGAUAGUGGAAAAUCUAGCCCCGCCAUCAAAGGAGUUGUAUAUUGUACCUAUUGAAAGUGUCUACUCUUCAGAUUCUGGUGAUGGAAGGGAGAGAUUAAAGAAGUUACUGGAUGCUGUUGGUGAUGCAACUGGGAGAGAAGAUCUCUUAUUACAUCUACGCAUGUUGGCCUUGCAAAAGGUUGCCUCUCAAAAUGGAUACAACAGACUUCUACUGGGGUCAUGCGUAUCGAGGAUUGCCUGCCAUGUUAUUUCAGCCACUGUCAAGGGCCAAGGAUAUUCGUUACCAGCCGAUGUACAGUAUGUUGAUGCAAGGUGGGAGAUCCCAGUUGUGCUUCCCCUUCGCGAUUGUCUUGCCAAAGAGCUGACCAUGCUUUGCCGCCUUGAUGGUCUAAAAACUGUGGAGUUGAUAAGAAGUCCUUGCACUGGCAUAAAUGGCUUGGUCUCAUCAUUUGUGACACUUUUGCAGGAAGAAAAUCCUUCUCGAGAGUGCACAAUUAUGAGAACAGCUGGAAAGCUUAUCCCAUUUCAUUUCAACAAAAUUGAAGAGAUUGAUGACUCUAAUGUUCUUUUGGCAACUCGAAGGCGUCAGAAGAGAUAUAACCUUAAACCUAAUGAAUCUUUUUCCUCCGAGUCGUUCUGCUUUAUCUGCAAUAGCCCACUCAGCAGAUCUGACUUGCUAAGUUUGAAGAACCUGGAGAGUCACAAAACAAGUUCUGUUUGCUGUUCAAGCUGCCAGUUCCAAAUACUUCCCCAAGACCCCUCAUCAGUAAAUGAGUUGUACACUCUUUUACCUGAGCAACUGUUUGCCCGAGCAAAGCAUGACAACCUUGACCAUUGCAGUGCCAUCAGGGAACAAAUACAAGAUUGCUUGCUUUCAGAAGGUGAAGAUGAAACUUGAGUCGGCUCACCCAUGCUUGGGAUCUCAAUUAUUGAAGCUAGUAAUUGGCAAUAUUUCAAUUUAGUCCUUCAGAUUGUUUCUAAAGGAUGGUGUUAGGAUUAUGGACCGCUAGUGGACUUGCGAUGCCAACAGCUAAUCAGUAAAACAGCAUGCAAUCAAUUUCUGGUCUUUGGACGACAUCCUGCUGUCCUAAUUGUCUAACAUGGUUUCGAAAUAGCGAUCAUUGAUUUCUGUCUUGGUGGUGGUAUUUAUGUUGUGUAUCAGAAGUUGCAAAGUCAAACUUGGUUCAGUGAAAUUCUACCUGGCUUGAAAAUUAUUAGAUUGUUUCCGCUUGAUGUGCAGAAAAUUCAAUACUCUGCUUUAUUCUAGCAUGAUAUGCAUGAGAAGAAAUUGUGAGUAAAUUGUGUUGAGCAAUGAGUGCAAGUCGAAUGGCUGCUAUGAUAGUGGUAGGAUUCUCCAAUUCUUAUGAACAGUCUAGUUAUCACUGGUCCGUAAGUUGUUUGUGCUAAUGUAUUUGGCAAGUGGCCCAAGUCAUUGUACGCAAGUAGUUAGGGCUACCUGGCAGCUUCUAGGGCUUUUGUUUACCUUGUGGGGGGCAAUGUUCGCUAUGAGUAGCCCUUCCUCAGUGGAGGCACUCAUUCUCGUUGCGAAAUUCUAUAGUGAGGGUGUCAUAUAUGGACUCUUCGUGUAGACAUUCAUAUUAGUCACAUGAUUAUUUUAUUAAACUUAAAUGAAGUUACUAUUUAGAGAA